AUGGCCACCAGCAGACUUCAGCCGUUGACAUAUGACGGUGGUGACCUACGAAUUGUUUUGGUGCCAACCUCCGAUGAUGGCCACGACGCCUCAGAAAAUGGCAAUCUAGACUACGAAGUCGACCGACGAUUUUCCUCCGAUAGUUACAGGUCUUACAGAGCACCAGAUCAAUCCAUCCCCACACAUCCCAUCCCGUCUUUACAGGAUGCUUUCGCCGAAUCUUUAGACGAGGUCACACGCAACGACAAUGGGCCUGGGAAGCCGAAGUUAAGAGAGCUUGACGCACAAGGUCGUCGAGCGAAAUUGCUAGAGCAGGAUCCCGAAGACGAACCAUUUGAUUCAGUAUGGCGUUACCGACCGCGUCAACAACAACAUGAGAUGUACAAGCUCAUCUCGCAAAUUACUUUCGGAGUAUACCUCCUACUUAACAGCUUGGCCGCCGAUAAUUCCCAGGUUGUGACCAUCCUCCAAGGACAUAUCGAUGAGGUGGACGAAUUUCUCGAGGUGAUGCUGGAGGACUUUGCGCAAGCUCAUAAGGAUCUUAGUGAGCGUAUUGCCCAUCUUCAGCUUCCUAUGGCCAACAGACAAGCUUUCGAGAACAUGCUUGAAGAUCGAGCAUUCCGAGCAAAGAUUCUUGCUGGAAAUGUAAAGAUUGACCAUAUCCUCGCCCGAACAAAUGCCGUUAUGAAGCAGUGGGAUGACGAUAUUGAUGCGGGACUUCGUUCUAGUGAAGCUUUCAUGGAGUGGCUCAACGAACACAAGGACACCAGGUGGUCCGAUGAAGAUCCCGAUCUCGAGAGCAUUUAUCGUGCGAUGAAGGGCAACGCUGAUGGAUGGCUCAACACCUUUGACGACUUAAACAACCAGGCACAAGAUUUGAACGGUUUGGUUAUUAAACUCAUGACGAUCGUGGCUGAGAUGGAGAAAACAGCUGGCGAGGUCAGCCGCAAGACCUGGGCAACAAUUCCUCCCUUUACUAUUCCGACGAACCUACCAAAAACCGAAGAUCAAACACGCAUUUCUCUGCUCCCAACCAAGCCAAACACCAGAUCCAUGAUGAGCGUGGCACCCAGCAUCCGUAGCUUCGACUCACGCGAUGCCGAUAUCAAUACCCUGAGUGAUUUCCCUCUGCCGGGAGGCGCUCCCUUAUUACUACCCACCACAUACCACCGCGCCAGUUUCAAGCCUUCACCGAAUUUAAGUGCAUCCUCUUCUUCUCCGCGACCCAAUAUCAGUUCCAGCGUAUCGCCUUCAUCUUCUGGACCUAAUCUUACGGCCAACACCUCUUCUUCUGGUGCGACUACUCCCAGGGCAUCUGUUGCGGAUGACACGAAGCAAGUAGACAAGGAGCCUGAUAACAGUGAUACGCACAGCGGGUUUGAUGAUGGACCAUUGUAUAUCCUUCAACCCAAGGUGUACACCCCCAAAGCUACCUCACCUGCACUCAUGCGUCCUGACACGCCCCCUUCUGACGAUGAGACCAAACGACGAACGAUCACACCUUCGAUACAUAUUCCUUCACCUCAAUCACUGGCCGAGGCUCAUGACGAACGGCCAACCCAAAGGCGAACACUCACUCAAUCUGUUCAGGAUGCUAUGGGAUUGCACAAGCGGACUUCACUACGACAGCGUGUUUCACUGAAAAGAAGCCCUCCCGAAUCUAUCCAAAUUCCCCCCCGAAACUAUGCAGAGGCGCAACCCAACCGCCAGUCAACUGCCAACACAACACAUCUCGCUAUAAGACCACAAACAACAGAACAUGCGCAUGGCUCUGGUCUAGAAGUUCAACAACCUCACAGACUACCCCGUGCUACAUCUUAUGCAGACUUUUCAGCUCCAAAACUUCCUCCUAUCAUGCCUUCGCCUCACUCUGAAUACCAACAGACGUAUCACCCCGUCCGUGCAUCGCCUCAUUCGCCAUUACAGCAAAGACCUCACACUGCCGGUCCUGCUGACCAAUAUCACCCGUCGGGUUUCUUUCAAGGUCAUCAACGUAAUCAACCCUCUCGAAUGGGAGGUAUGAGUACCCUCAGCAGCGUAACGUCGGCCACCAACGAUGACACUGCCACUGUGACUUCUCGGGCUACAACUCAGGCCGGAGGCAAACGACUAAAGAAGAAGAAGAGUGCAUUCGGAUGGCUUAAGAAGGCAUUCAGCCUCGAUGAAGAUGAAAAGGCAGAGUACGAGGCACGCAAGGCUAUGCAGUACCAGAAUCAGUACUAUGAUGGUCAGAGUCCCAAGUUCCUGGACGGAAAGAGGCUUCGAUAA
Molecule: messenger RNA, 2268 nt
Organism: Fusarium pseudograminearum CS3096
Lineage: Eukaryota; Fungi; Ascomycota; Sordariomycetes; Hypocreales; Nectriaceae
Exons: 2
Coding region: 1-2268 (755 amino acids)
Source: RefSeq, a predicted model, not a curated record